This is a messenger RNA of Branchiostoma belcheri (Belcher's lancelet), 1068 nucleotides long. RefSeq names its product leucine-rich repeat-containing protein 15-like. Gene Ontology annotation, molecular function: protein binding. The record is from RefSeq and is a predicted model, not a curated record. The coding region runs from base 16 to 1068 and encodes 350 amino acids. Gene Ontology annotation, cellular component: extracellular matrix. The transcript has a single exon. NCBI's taxonomy places the organism in Eukaryota, Metazoa, Chordata, Leptocardii, Amphioxiformes, Branchiostomatidae.
AUCUUACACCAGGACAUGGAGUGCACCAUGAAGAAGCCAGCAGGUGUGCUGAUGUUCCUCCUGGUCAUCCUUAAGGUGUUGGGAACUGCAGAAGCUGAUUGCAGCUGCACAGCUUGGUUCAUUUCAGUCUGUAACUGCAGAUAUCAGGGCCUCACCAGUGUUCCUCAGGACCUGCCGACAACCAUCACAGAGCUGGAUUUGGGAGGGAAUCAAAUCACAACGUUAAGUCAGUCUGAUUUCUCACGUUAUAGGAGCUUAGAGACUUUAUGGCUUGGUUUCAAUAACAUUUCUACCAUCAACAGCCAGGCAUUCUAUCACCUGUCAAACUUUACCACAUUAUCGCUUUCAGGUAACCGUCUAACAAUCCUCAGACCUGACAUGUUUGUAGGGCUUGGAAACUUGGAGGAACUUUAUCUGCGCGGUAAUGACAUCAGUGAUAUUCAGGCUGGAACUUUCAAUUCAACACCACAACUGAGAAGCUUGCACCUGUAUAAUAACAAGUUAACACACCUUAGAUCUGACAUGUUCACAGGGCUGGGGAACUUGACAACCUUGUACCUGUCUAACAACAAGUUAACACACCUCAGGUCUGACAUGUUCACAGGGCUGGGAAACUUGGAGGACCUUGAUUUAGACGAUAGUAAGAUCAGUGAUAUUCAGGCUGGAACUUUUAAUUCAACACCACAACUGAGAACCUUACACCUUCGUUUUAACAAGUUAACAACCCUCAGAUCUGACAUGUUAUCAGGGCUGGGAAACUUGGAGACACUUGAAUUACAUUUUAAUGAGAUCAGUGAUAUUCAGGCUGGAACUUUUAAUUCAACACCACAACUGAGAAGGCUGGAACUGUAUAACAACAAGUUAACAAGCCUCAGAGCUGACAUGUUCACAGGGCUGGGAAACUUAGAGACACUUGAUUUAGACGAUAAUGACAUUACUGAUAUUCAGGCUGGAACUUUUGAUCAUACACCACAACUGAAAAACUUGGCCCUGCAUUACAACAAGUUAACAACCCUCAGAUCUGACAUCCUUAAGCAGCAGAAGCUGACUUUAGAUGCAGGUAUUUAG